GUCACAGUGAGUUUGGUUCCAAAUCACAUCGCCACCUCCUCCCUGGUAACAUUACCGAGGCGGAGACACCUGUGGCUGAACGGAUUAUUUUAUUUUUGAGAAAAAAUCUUAAUCCCGUAUUUUGUUCACAGCCUCAAAACCCGUGGACAUGUUCAACAGUAAUCGCAGGGAGUUUGAUGAGGACCCGUUCUUCUCGGAUCCAUUUCAGGCUCACAGGGAACAUAUGCGGCAGAUGAUGCGUAGCUUCUCUGAGCCAUACGGUGGGCUCGUAGUUCCCAGUAUAAUGGAUGGGAGAAACUGUGGUUUUGACGUGUCAGAACAUCCAAGCUCAUCCCUGGCACUGAGGGGCGAAAACGGGGAUGUGAGCCGGUCAUUGAUGCCCUUUGGCAGUAUUGACAGCACGGAAAUGACUCGGAACCCUUUCAGCAUGUUCGACAACAUGAUGUCCAGCAGGAGAAACAGGAUGCAGGAGAUGCACAAAAACUUUGAGAACAUGUCCACAGAUUCAAACACCCACUCAUUCAGCUCCUCAUCAGUCAUGACAUAUUCAAAGGUUGGAAAUGAGCCUCCGAAGGUCUUCCAGGCGAGCUCGUCCACACGCCGUGCCCCUGGAGGGAUCAAGGAGACCCAGCAAGCAGUUAAAGACUCUGAGACUGGUCUGGAGAAGAUGUCCAUUGCUCACCACAUCCAGGACAGGGGACAUGUUGUUGAGAAGAAAUACAACAAGAAAACAGGACAGAAGGAGUUCAACCAGGACUUUAAUAAUAUUGAUGAAUCUGAAGCACAGUCUUUUGACGAUGAGUGGCAGCAGGAGGUGUCCAAGUUUCGACCACUUGGCCCAAUGUUUAGUCUGGAGGAACCCGGACCCUGUGGAUCUCACCAGGCAGCCCUCCCCUGUGCUGAGCAGGAGCCCAGUGACCAAUCGAAGGGCAAAGCUGAGGGUAAAAGCAACAUGAAAAGCUCAGGCUCGACAAAGCAGUGAAACAUCUAUUUGUGUGCUUAUUAAAGUCUUUCAAGAAUCAUGCAGUACACUUGGGUGCUCUGUACCCCCUCACACACACACAGACACACACACACACACGCCCUGUCAUCAUAGGGACAGAAUCAGACGGCACUGACCAAGAUUUUGGAACAUAUAUAAGACGAUACGUUUUACAUUUUCCAAAGCAUAUUGGAAUCAUGGAAAGAUCAGAGUAAUUGAAACCCGCUGAAGAUGGCUGCCCCGUUACAGUGAACAUUUUCUGCUUUUUCAUGGGUCAAAUUAUUCCUUUCAUCUUACUGUUUAUAUGACUCUUAGCACAGCUCACACUUGAGUUUGAAAACAUUAACAGAAAGAAUAAGGAAGCUGUAGUGUGUUGGCUAUAGAGCAUGCAAACCAGCAGUGUAAUCCUUUACCCGUAUUAAUUAUCUUAUAUGCUUAUAAAACAUCACAAUAAAGUUACAAAUGGGUCCUUAAUCUUUCACAACGACCAGGAAACUAAAAGGGUCAUUAGUAUUUCUAUGGAUGUAAAGGUGGUAGGAAUUACUUACAUCAUUACACAUUAACAGUCUAAGAGCAAUUCAUUUAUAAGAGUUGGCAUCAAAUUCAUAGAAUGUAUUUAUGUAUGGCAUUUGGAUGAUACCAUCUGUUUUCCUCAUUGCCAUUUUCAUAAUGCAAAAAGGCACAACAUUUAUUGUCUUUUUGGAAAUCUACUAAUGCACUUAGACAAUGUCUAAAUUGUCUUUUUGUAAUUAUAUUGUCCAGUACCAGGUGCUCUAAAUAUAUGUAUUUUAUCUGCUGUAAUCUUUGUAAAAAGAAUAAUACUUUUCCCUUUUUAUAUGUUACUUUGGUUUCUCUUGUUUUUCAUCUGAUGCUUUGUGCUGCCCAGCACGAUAUCUUGAC
This is a messenger RNA of Cyclopterus lumpus (lumpfish), 1882 nucleotides long. RefSeq names its product myeloid leukemia factor 1 (gene mlf1). Gene Ontology annotation, cellular component: nucleus; cytoplasm. Bases 149 to 982 code for a protein of 277 amino acids. The transcript is spliced from 8 exons. The record is from RefSeq and is a predicted model, not a curated record. NCBI's taxonomy places the organism in Eukaryota, Metazoa, Chordata, Actinopteri, Perciformes, Cyclopteridae. Gene Ontology annotation, biological process: regulation of DNA-templated transcription.